Mytilus californianus (California mussel) is the source of this 6727-nucleotide messenger RNA. RefSeq names its product cyclin-dependent kinase 17-like. The transcript is spliced from 15 exons. Gene Ontology annotation, molecular function: protein kinase activity; ATP binding. Gene Ontology annotation, cellular component: cytoplasm; nucleus. Gene Ontology annotation, biological process: protein phosphorylation. The record is from RefSeq and is a predicted model, not a curated record. Lineage: Eukaryota; Metazoa; Mollusca; Bivalvia; Mytilida; Mytilidae. The coding region runs from base 141 to 1658 and encodes 505 amino acids.
AAAUGGAAGUUACAUAAUUUAAGUACAAAUAAUUGUGAAAGGAUAUACAUAAAAAGAAUCAGGAAGUAUUUGUCAAAAAUGAAAGUGUGUUUUAUUUAAUUAAAUAAAAAAGAAAAAGGACUUAAAUUUACAUCAGACACAUGGAGAAAAUGCAUCAAUUUGAAAGUCGUAGUUUCCGCCAUAGGAAAGUGCUCACAUUACAGAAGUUAGAAAAAAAGAAACCGUUUAGUCGGUCUUUGUCUUUAAUAAGUCGGAUUAGAAAUCUUUGGUCCAGGUCGGAUAGUUCGUCACAGAGAUCACCUGUUCCCACAACUAACAUUGCUGUUACACCUCCAAAGGAAGAACAGGACAAGAAUCAUACACUACCUAGAAAUGCAAGAUUAGGUAUAGUACAUGAAAAUCCCAGAAUAUUAUCAGAUGGAGAAAGUGAAGAAAUCUCAAUCACAUCCAAUCCUGGCAGCAGGGAGGACGUUGUCUCAGCAGUAAGAAUGAGGAACCGCCAAAGAAGAUAUAGCCAGGAGGCAAACAAACGCCUGUCUCUUCCAGCCGAUAUGCGACUACCAAGCCAUAGGUCUAGAACAAACCUAAGUAGUCCUGAAGGUCAGCUGAGUCGACGGUCCAGGAGGAAGUCUCUUUCUGAAAUUGGAUUUGGAAAGAUAGAAUCCUACACGAAAUUAGACAAAUUAGGAGAGGGAACAUAUGCUACUGUGUUCAAGGGUAAGAGUCGACUAACAGACAAUCUUGUAGCUCUGAAAGAAAUACGACUAGAACAUGAAGAAGGAGCACCAUGUACAGCCAUUAGAGAAGUCUCAUUACUCAGGGAUCUGAAGCAUGCAAAUAUAGUCACUCUCCAUGACAUCAUUCAUACAGAAAAGUCUCUCACUCUAGUCUUUGAAUAUUUGGAUCGUGAUCUCAAACAGUAUAUGGAUGACUGUGGUAAUAUAAUGAGUAUGAAUAAUGUAAAGUUGUUUUUAUUCCAAUUACUACGAGGCCUUGCCUAUUGCCAUAAAAAACAAGUGCUACAUAGAGAUCUUAAACCACAAAAUCUUCUAAUUAAUGAAAGAGGAGAACUUAAAUUAGCUGAUUUUGGUUUAGCCCGUGCCAAGUCAAUACCUACUAAAACAUAUUCCAAUGAAGUCGUCACAUUAUGGUACCGACCACCAGAUGUUUUAUUAGGUUCAACAGAGUAUUCUACUCCAAUUGAUAUGUGGGGAGUUGGUUGUAUAUUUUAUGAGAUGGCAUGUGGUCGGCCAUUGUUUCCAGGAUCAACAGUAGAGGAUGAACUCCAUUACAUAUUUAAAAUUCUGGGAACACCAACAGAAGAUCAGUUCCCAGGACUUAGUAAAAAUGAGGACUAUUUGUCUUAUAACUUUCCUUUCUAUAAACCAGAACCACUUAUUAAUGUAGCACCAAGAUUAGAUGGAGAUGGUUUAGAUUUGUUAUCAAAACAUUUACUGUAUACAGCUAACAAAAGGUGCUCAGCUGCAGAGGCGAUGAAAUAUCCUUUCUUCAACAGUUUGGGACCAAGUGUACAUAGGUUACCAGACACUGUAUCUAUAUUUACACUACCUGGUAUAAUAUUACACAAAGAUCCUGGAAUGAGAUCCUCAUCAUUAUCAUCUACAGGAAAAAUAAGAAGACAGAGUAUGCUGUUUUGAUCCAUGUGACAUGAUUAGAUUAUGUAUUUAAAUGAGCUUGCUGUUUUAAUCCAUGUCAUGUGAUUAGAUCAUGUGACUGACAUGUGAUACAUUUCAUGUGAUAAUCAAAGCAAAAUUUUCUAAUGUGCAAAACAGUGCUGUUGAAUGACAAACUAUACAUAUGAUAAUUGCUGUUAAUUGAUUUUUUAGUAAAAAAUAGUGUGUGCAUGCUGAAAUUACGAUUUUUACUAGUUACCUCUCAUUUUUAAGUUAUCUUAAAAAUGAAAUUCAAACAUAACAAGGUCUUGUAUUUUUAUUUUAAAUUUUUACUUUGUCAAAACAAAUAUGAGACAUAUGAAUUUCAUCAAUAUUUAGAAUAAAGUUAUUAGGAGCCAAGUUGACAUUAGUUUAUAAAAAUACCCCUUUGACAGUUUUAAGUAGCAUGUAUAAAGAUAGCAAUUAUAUGUUGAUUGCUAUGCUGGUUUUCAAUAAAAGAUAAAAUAUUUUAAAGUUGAACAGUAGAUAUUUUUUGUAUUUUAUGAAAUAACAUAUCAUGCUUGGUGCUUCUCAUAUAAUUGCAAUUUUUUAUGACAGAACUUUUUUUUUGCUUUAAGUGCUUUAGAAUAAUUCUACUUUAAUAAUGCACAGAAUCAGUCGUUUUAUAAAUAAGAUUGCGGACAAGCUCUAACAAAAUAAUUUUGGAGUUCUUGAUUUUUCUGCAUUAGUGAAGAGAUUUGUUAAUAUUCUAGAAAAAUUAUAUCAUAUAAAGCCAUAUAGUAUAAGAGAUAUUUUGAAAGUGCUGAAAAAGAGAAGCUAGUUACGACUCGAUUGAUGAUAAAAUUUGCAUUUAAAGGUGUCAUGAGUGAAAUUUUCAAUUCUUAUCCUUUAAGAAAGUUUACAUAAUGAAUGAAAAUUUGAAGAAAUAAAUUGUAUUAAACACAAGAAAUGAAUUCGAAUGGCUUUCUUUAUUAAGAUAGAUAACUCUCCAGGUUCUAAUUUGACUGGCUUAUCAUUAUCAAUAGACAGAAAUCGGUAGCUGCCAUAUUGAACUUCAUCUUCAUCCGACCAUGUAACAAUUUGUUUAACUCAGGCAAACAUUUUAAAGGCUGUUAUUAAUUAUUAUGAUUCUUCUUGAUCUGUGUAUAUUGAAAAGAAACCACCGAUUUUUCAUCAUUGGUCAUAUUUACUGUGCCAUGUGAUGUAUUUGUUCAUUGUAUUGUAAUGUAGGAUUGUAACAUAAAUUGUAACACAACAAAUAAUGACAUAGAACACAACAAAUUAUGAAAUAAUACACAAGCAUAUUAUGACAUGAAAUGAAAACAUUUAAAGGCAUAGAACAUAGCCUAAUAUUGCAUGGACUAUGACGUGCUUUGAAAAAACAAAUAAUGUUUUUAUAGUCUUUUUUUUUUUAAAGUUUAUAUUAAACUUUUGAUAACACCAAUGAUCAUAAUUUUUUACAAUGGAGAAUAAUAGUAACUAUUUAUACCUUGCUCUCAGGAGUUAUAUACAGUGGAUUCAUUAUUUAGCAUUGUAUACUAGGAUUUGAGAUGUACAUGGAAACCUAGCAUUGUAUACUAGUAACAGAGAUAUACAAGAAAACCUUGCAUUUAAUUUGCAGGGAAAGACAACUUUUUGAUUGAUUUUUUAAGAGGUAGUGACAAAAGCUUUAAUUUUUUUUCGUAAACUGUGAAUAAUCAUAUGGCAUUGGAUAUUGCUGUUAACUGGUCACUAAAAGAUUGUUGGCUGCAGCAAUAGAAGUAGAUAACAAGAAUCCAGUUUACUAUACUGGAUCCUGUCUAUGUAAUUUUAACUGGGAUUGAACAAUCAAUGGAUGAUUAUAGACAGCUUUACACAGAGAAUGGGGUGCAUGCUGAAAGUCAAUAAAACCAUUGCAAUGACAAUAAACAUAAAACCUGAAAAAAUUCUUAUUUCAUCUCGAUAGCUAUAGGCAAACAAAUCAGUCAGUUUCUCCAUUGAUUUUAAGGACCUGGUUGUAUUCAGUACAAUUAUAACAUAAAUGAAUAGUAUAGCAUGCGUCAUAUAGAUAUUACUAGGAAAUUAUAACAAGUUAUGAAAACUGUAUAAACACAACUUUGUAGUAAUAAAUAACAUUCACAUGUAGAUCUCACUUAAUACAAUAGAAUUAUGUUAUACAUCAUGAAAAUUAAGUUGCUGUUUCUAAACAAGAAAGUGUGUGUACAUAUAACUAUUCCGCUAGCUAUAAGAAAUAUUAAAGGUAUCUAUACCAUAUUACAGGUACAUGAUAUCUUUUCAACAUGGUCAAUGUUGUACAUAUGUGGUCAUCUCACUGCAACUUGUAUAUGAAAGAUCUUGCUAUAAAAAGCUGGCUUGUACUAUCAUCAUUCUCCUUUUACCUCAUUUUGUGUAUUAAAUUAACUCUUUAGAAAAACUAAAAUUUGUUAAACCAAUUCAAUUGAUUGGCACUAAUCCAUGUUAUCAAGAUAGCUUAGGGAUACUCAGAUCAAAUGAACUUGGUUUAUUUUAUUGAUAACUGUCUUCCAGACAAAUCAAAACACAACGUCUAUGGAAUUUUUGAUGCCAAAGUAAAAAGACACUUGAUCAAAUUUCUGUUUAAUUCUUGUACAAGAUUCCAAACCACUGAUAGCACAUUUUUUAUAUUAUUUAAUUACUGGUAUUCGAAAAUGCAAAGUUUUUUUUCACACAAAUUGAGGUCUAAAGACAGUGACAAUUUUGUUCUUUUUCAUUUUUUAUGGUUGCAUUAAUUGAAUACUACCAAUGCCUUAAUGUUCAUAAUAAUACUUCAAUAGUUCAAAGGUUACACAAUAUUUAAAGAAAAUAACUGAGAAAACAUAUAAUGUUGUAUUGAGAAAAGUUAAAAGUGUCUACAAAAUAUAUGCUUACCAAUGAUAUGCCAGUUAUAUCUUUUAAAGUAGCUUAACCUAUAAUGGAAAUGAUUUUUUGACAUUUUCUGAUGAAUAUUUAAUUUUCUUAAUAAUUGAAAAGGUUUUCUAACAAUUUAAAAAAGGAAUCAUUUUUAGACAGAAAGAAGAAUUUUGUAUUUUAGCCCAGAAAUUUUGUACCACUACUUUGUAUAAUUUUGUAAAGAAUGUGUAUAAAUGUAUUACUAAUUUAUUUUUUCAGUAUAUUGUAAAUGUGACCUUUUAUCAUGUUUAUAGACCAUUUGAUAUAACUUGGUGUUAUUUACCUUUUCUGUAUUGUCUAAAAAAAAACUAUAAUUCUGGUCGAAUAUAAAUUAAUUUUUCAUAUUCAGGUUUAGGUUAAAAUCUUCAAUUAAAACUUGCUCCCGCCUAUGAUAUAAAGAAAUACUUUUGAGAAAUAUAUUUGAAUUUUUAUCUGAAUUGCUACAUAUUUAUAAAUUUUUAUCAGUAUGUUUAUUCUAUCAUUUUAGUGUACUCAACAAGUUGAAUUACUUAGACUUUAUAUUAAUUUGAACAUAAAAUAUAUAAUUUUGAAAACAUUACAGAAAUACAAAUUGGUAUGAUUCAAAAAAGAAAUUCUUCCCAGAAUUAAACAUGCAGUCUGUUAAGUGAACUUUGUGCUGAAGUUUUAAUUACGUUUAUCAAGAUAAUUCUAUUUUACUAUUAAGCUGGUACAGAGUUUAUUAAGUAUCUGAUUCAGUAUUAAAUGUGUCAUUAUUAAAAGGUAUUUUUAAGCUAACAAUGAUUUUGUUUUUCUAAUUAUAUAUUUCAAAAGAUUGAUUGUUGUGAAUGCAGAUUUAUUUAUAAUGCACACUCUCUGGCAGAGUUUGAAACAUGUUUACUUGUUUUUAUUUAUUUAAUUGUAUACAAAAGGAGAAAGGAUAUACAGUACCAUCCUAGAGCAACAAAGUUGCAAAUAAAUUUUUGUAUAAAAAUAAUGAUAUGGUCAUUUCAGUUGUAUAGUAUGACAGUCUAGAGUUACAGUUUGUUAUGAUUGACACAAUCCAUACAGUUUUACUGGAAAUAUUUAGUGUAAUUGAUCUUCUAAUUUCAGUAAUCAGUCAGUGUACUUAAUUAAAUGUGUAUUAAAUUUACACCUCAGACAAUACAGACGAUUUCUAAAAUACUUGUUGAUUUCAGUUUAUAUUAAAAAUAUUAUAUGUUUUAAAAUCAAAAUAUUUUGGCUAAUUUGUGGUUACACAAAUGAAAAACGAAAAAAAUCAUUUAUUUCAUGACUACUACAUUUGUUUUUCUUUAAAAUGGCUCACUAAAAGAACGAUGGGUAUACACCAAAAUGUACCUAAACAUUUAACAAGAAAACUUCUUAAGUUUAUUUUGACACUCAACUAUAUCCCCUCCCUCUAUUUGUGUUAAUUAUACCAUUUUGUAGUUUCUGACAUGCAUGCAAGCCAUAACAUCACAUUUGUAUUCACAUAACAUAUAAAUCACAUCAUAAUCUGUUGAUACCAAAUAGUUCGGCUUUUAUGAUAACUCUUGCAUGUAAGAUAUAAAAAAAAGACACUGUCAAUUUUUUACAACUCUUAUUCAAUUUUUUUUUCACCUCAUAUCAAAGUAAAAUUUUGUAAAAUAAAUCUGGAUAAAUAUUGAGAAAAUUGUGCAUGGCUUGAUUUGAAUGCAUACAAGGCAAAAUAAUUUUCAGAUUUCUUUUUUUAUUUAAAGAUAAGAAUAUUUUUUACUGGGCGAUGUUUUUAUUAAAGUACAAUAUCAAUUAUUUUUCAAAAUUAGAAUUCACAAAAAGAGUUUUUUUUCAAUAAAAUCAUGCCUUGCAAAAGUUUUUUAAGCAUCAAAUAAUUAAGUCUUAAUCCAGCCCGCUCUGUUAACAUGCCAGAUUAAUUUUCUAUUUACCAGUUUUUUAUCCUCUUUUUUAAGGUGUUCUAUGAAAAAAAUGAACUUUUUCCAAACCAUAUAAAUUUAUUCAACUGUAUAAAAAAAUGAGCAGUUUGUAUCUGGUCAUUUUGAUGAUAAACCAUCGAUAUUCUAUCUGUCUAUCUGUUGUAUGUAAAUGUGUAUUUGUCCUUCGAUGUGAUGCACAUAUAGCAGUUACAAUGUCUGUAUAAAUACCAUAUCAUGCCUCCAUUUUGUAACAAAGUAACACGUUUUCAUUACUGAUGCCAUCAUGUCAUUUUUACAAUAAAUGCUAAACUGCAA